Hordeum vulgare subsp. vulgare (domesticated barley) is the source of this 1039-nucleotide messenger RNA. RefSeq names its product photosynthetic NDH subunit of subcomplex B 3, chloroplastic-like. The coding region runs from base 1 to 618 and encodes 205 amino acids. Gene Ontology annotation, molecular function: 2 iron, 2 sulfur cluster binding. Gene Ontology annotation, cellular component: mitochondrion. The transcript has 5 exons. Lineage: Eukaryota; Viridiplantae; Streptophyta; Magnoliopsida; Poales; Poaceae. Gene Ontology annotation, biological process: P450-containing electron transport chain. The record is from RefSeq and is a predicted model, not a curated record.
AUGUUUUCCGAGGAGAGGAGGCAUGGCGGCAGCAGACGGCGCGCUCGCCAGAUCCAAUCGCGCGAGGCAGCUCACGACGGACGGCGCGACGGCUGGGCGCGGGGGCUUCGGCUCGGAUUUUCUGGCCGGGGGAACGGGCGGCACGGCGAUGUGGUCGCCUGGGGCGCGGCGUGCGGCGGGGCGGCGGCGGCGCGAGAGCUUGAACGGCGGGGCGACACUCGGGAGGAGGGAUUAGGCGGAGCAUCUGGCGGUGGAGGAGAUCCUCACCGACGAGCGCCGGCGCCGCCCAGGCCCCAAAUCGAGCUCGAGUUCCUCGGGCCCAAGCCGGGCACCGACGGGUCGUACCCGGUGGACAGGUCAGCGGCGGUCAACAGCGACAAGCUCCUCCGGGACAUCAUGGUCGAGAACAAGAUCGAGCUCUACGCGACAUACAGGAAGCUGAUGAACUGCAGCGGCGGCGGCAGUUGCGGCACCUGCACCGUCGAGAUAAUCGAUGGGAAGGAGCUCCUGAGCCCGAGGACGGACGCCGAGAAUCGUUACCUGAAGAAGAAACCGGAGUCGUGGAGGCUGACCUGCCAAACGAUCGUCGGAAACAAGGAGAACUCCGGCAAGGCAUGAUCUCACUAAGCCUCACACACCGUCUCCGGCUUUCUUGUCAUGACCGCCAUUGUCUUCCUAAAAAAAAUUGUGGUUCGUCUUGCAGGUCGUCGUCCAACGGCUGCCUGAGUGGAAGAAAUGAGCGAACAAUCUUGCCUGCACAUUCGAUGUUCUGUACUAACAACAUGUGGUCGAUCCAAUGCCAUGUACCUCCUGCUAAGAAGUGUUGAGCGAAGACGUCUAUCCUGGCAACAAGUUACUGACAAUUUAAAUGUGCAGUUCUUCACUCCAGGAAUGAACAAAAGAAGAACGCAUCUGUAACUGCUGCUGGCAUCAGUUACACAAACCUGUUAUUGGCAUGUAAUCAUCAUUAGCCAGGAACAAGUGGUUUAUUCCAAAUAUGAAUAAUUCCUCAUAUUUGUUUGCCAAAAUCAUAUGAGUU